AUGAAAAGGGAAGAGUGCUUGCUUGUGCUUGCUGGGCUAUUAGCAAGGGUGGGGUUCUUCAGCUAUGGCAUAUAUCAAGAUGCACACUUCGCUGUGAAAUACACAGAUAUCGAUUACCAUGUGUUUCACGACGCUGCGCGCUACGUUGCGCAGGGGAACUCCCCCUACCUUCGCGAUACAUAUCGCUACACGCCGCUCCUGAGCUGGAUGCUCGUACCAAACCACUGGCUUCAAUGGGUUCAUUUUGGUAAGUUCAUCUUCGUCUUGUUCGAUCUUCUCGCUGGAGUCAUGGUAAUGAACCUGCUCGGGAAGUGCGGGAGGCGCCGCAAGCUGAUACUAGCCUCGUUGUGGCUAUUAAACCCGGUUGUAAUUACAGUCAGUACGCGGGGAAAUGCCGAGUCAGUUAUGGCCUUCCUCAUCAUGUGGUUCCUGGUACACUUGAGAAAUCGGCAGUUCGCGCUGUCAGGUUUUGUAUACGGCGUCGCAAUACACUUUAAAAUAUACCCAAUCAUCUAUGCGCUGCCUAUUUCUAUCUAUAUACGCUCGAGUGAGGGCUCGAGAUGGUUCUUAAGGCUUCUGACCAUGGGAAUUGCGACACUGGCGACUUUGGUCGGGUGCGGUAUUGGCAUGUAUUACAUUUAUGGAUGGGAGUUUCUGGAACACGCAUACAUCUACCACUUUACUCGUACCGAUCAUAGACAUAAUUUUUCUCUUUGGAACAUGCUGCUAUACCUCGAUUCAAGCGGAGUCGUUCCUACCACCAUUAAUUGGGCGGAGUUUGCCUUUUUGCCGCAGCUCUUCAUCUGUGCAGCUGUCACCUAUGUUUUGUGGGAGGCUCCUACGUUCCAGAAUAUGCAGUGUGUGCUGUUUCUACAGACUUUUGCCUUCGUGACCUACAACAAGGUGUGUACCUCCCAAUAUUUCAUUUGGUAUCUCCUCUUCCUUCCAUCAUUCCUUCUUGAUACUACGUUAUCUGGAGCCAAGGGCAUAUUUCUGAUAUUUUUAUGGGUCGGUACACAGGCGUGGUGGCUUUAUAACGGCUAUCUACUGGAGUUUGAAGGUAAGAACAUGUUUUACCCAAGACUCUUUUCCGCCUGUGUCACCUUUUUCCUAGCCAAUGUGUAUUUGCUAGCCCAAUUCAUCCUGGAUUGCAGGCGCCGCAACUACCAGACGAAUAUUAAGAAGACUAACUAA
This is a messenger RNA of Eremothecium gossypii ATCC 10895, 1194 nucleotides long. RefSeq names its product glycosylphosphatidylinositol-alpha 1,4 mannosyltransferase I (gene GPI14). Lineage: Eukaryota; Fungi; Ascomycota; Saccharomycetes; Saccharomycetales; Saccharomycetaceae. Gene Ontology annotation, cellular component: glycosylphosphatidylinositol-mannosyltransferase I complex; membrane. Bases 1 to 1194 code for a protein of 397 amino acids. The transcript has a single exon. Gene Ontology annotation, biological process: GPI anchor biosynthetic process. Gene Ontology annotation, molecular function: alpha-1,4-mannosyltransferase activity; GPI mannosyltransferase activity. The record is from RefSeq and is marked provisional.